Molecule: messenger RNA, 717 nt
Organism: Mycena indigotica
Lineage: Eukaryota; Fungi; Basidiomycota; Agaricomycetes; Agaricales; Mycenaceae
Product: N-acetyltransferase domain-containing protein
Exons: 3
Coding region: 1-717 (238 amino acids)
Molecular function (GO): acyltransferase activity, transferring groups other than amino-acyl groups
Source: RefSeq, a predicted model, not a curated record
AUGCUUCAUCCUAACCACCAAUUCCACCCGCUCGAGGUCCUUCCGACCACAGGAGAGCCGAUUUUGCGCUUGAAGGGCAAAGGACACGAAAACAUCGUUCUGACGCCUCCCAGAGCGAGGGACGCUCAAUAUAUUGUCCCUAUCUUGGACGACGAACGCGUUCACCCAUGGAUCAGCAGUGUACCUCAUCCAUAUAAGCUCGAAGACGCUGAAUGGUGGCUUGGGCGAGUUGUUCCGCCCAGCAACGCGUUCCUGGCAGAGCUUGAGGCGUUAAAAGACAAAACAAACCCAGUUAUAGUCGAUGCGUGUCCCGUGCGGGCUAUUCGUGAGCUGCGGGAGGAUGGGAGCGACGUGUUUCUCGGUGACCUUGUAAUUGACCUUGCAGGGCAGUGGUGGGAGCUCGAAGGGAGCGGAUUCACAGAGCAAGAGGUCCCGAUCAGAGGAGAGGAGCCUGACAUCUGGACGAUUGGUGACUACCUCGCUCCAAGUCAUCAUGGCCGUGGCAUUAUGUCGGAUGCCUUGCAGACUUUAAUACAAGAGUGGGCCAUACCUCGCAUGGGAGUUCGGAAAAUGGUUGUGACCACUCUGAAGGACAACAAAGCAAGCGUGCGAGUCUUCGAGAAAUGCGGGUUUUCAUUCCGCAAGACCAUAGAGGAUGCAAUCGAGGUGCGAGGAGAGCGAAGAGGAGUACAUGUUCUGGAGUGGAAUCAUGGCUAG